GUUUAGGCUAGCUUUUUUGUUUUGGAGACAGGCUCGCUGUGUCACUCAGGCUGGAGUGUAGUGGCAUGAUCUUGGCUCACUGCAACCACUGCCUCCCGGGUUCAAGUGAUUCUCGUGCCUCAGCCUCCCAAGUAGCUGGAAUUGCAGGUGCACGCCACCAAGCCCGGCUACUUUUUUUGUAUUUUUAGUAGAGACGAGGUUUCACCAUGUUGGCCAGGCUGGUCUCGAACUCCUGACGUCAGGGGAUCCAUCUGCCUCAAAGUGCUGGGAUUAUAGGCGUGAGCCACCGUGUCUGGCCUAGGCUAGUUUUUAAUCUCUCCUCGGUGUCCCUUAUUCUUGCAUAAUUAUAGAUGUCUUUGAAUAUAUAACUUUAAAAUAUUCCACUGAUUAAAAUAGAAGGUUGAUAAAUUAUGUCAGUACAGUAUUUUACUAGGUAAGUUGACCACUUUUUAUCUUCAGUGAUAUCACAGAAAAUAACUAAAUCAUUUUUCUGAGUUGAGGGAAGACAGUUUUUAGCUUACAGGAGCAAUAGUAAGUUAGUUUGCCCAGGAUGGCUGUCAGACCUCAGUCCUAUUUUGUUAUCCAGUAGAGACUCCAGCUGCUGCCCAGGAAAGGUGAGGGGGAUUCUCUUGUACUUAAAGAUGACUGUAAGAUUAUUCACAUGUAUCAUUGAUAAAUGUUUUUGUGUUACCUUUUUCCUCAUUUGACAGUUCUGAUUUUUAAUGCAAACAUUUAGUAUUUAAAAUAGGACUUUUCAUGAAAUGUUGCAAAAUUGUAAUUGGAAAGCUUGGCUAUUACAGCCAAGUGACAUAUAUCAGUUUAAACAAAUACUUCAACAUUUCAGUGACCGUAUCAACUGUUCUUCUAGAUGUCUGGUGAGAGACCUUCAAAAAUUGAAGUCAGUCUUUACAUAUUCAUAAUUCCACUAAUUUUCUUACACAUUAAUACUUUUCCUUAAAGCAUUGCUUACUUACUGAACUUCAUUUAAAUUCUUCUUGUGGUUCUGCAGAGAGCUUUUGAGCCAUCUACAUCUCAGAACUUCUUCAUUUUCUACAGUUUUAUGAAUCAUAGUACUGAGUCAUUACCACAGGGAUGCACCCUAAUUCUCAAAAGCCGAGGUCUCAGGACUGAUCUGAUUCUGGCAUGAUUAAAAUAGAAAGAGCCUUCUUUUGCCAAUUUUCUUUUUACAGUUCACACAUUUAUCUUUACUUGACCCUCUUUUAAGCUGUUUGAGAGUGAAUUAACAGGCCUAUAUUCCUCAGACUUCUCCCUUCAACGCAGCCCUUCACUGUACCCAUUUCCUGCAUUCGUUACUUGUCAUGUACAGUAUAUCAGACUUUGAUUAUCUCUGAUCCAGCAGCCUUAGUGUGGAAAAAAAACAAUCUGUUACACCCAAAAGUAAGAUUUGGGACUUCAAAUGUGGUCUGAGUUUGGAUUGUUUUCUGUAAGGAGUGGGGAUCUUUAAAGCACUUCAAGAAGAAACACUUUACGAUGGUGCAAGAUUACAGAAGCCUUAUCAGGGUUCGUAGAUCAUAGGACAGGGGUAGGGAAAAUGAGCCAUCUGGAGGGAGUCAAGACAGCGCAUUUGCGGGCUGUGAUUUGCCUUUCUCUCUUCCCUCUGUAGUACUUUUAAAGACAAACAAAAAAACCCAAACCACUGUCUUAAAGUAACUGUGAACAAAUGGAAACAGCAUAACCUGCUGUGGAAGCAUAAGCAUCUUUAGAGUAUGUUUUGAGGCCCUGGCCUGCUUCUGGGCGAGGGAUGGUAGGUGUGAGUUCCUCUGCGCCGCCUUUGCUUGUGCCCAGCUCUCUCUUCUCUCCGUGCUUCCUUUUCUCCUAUUUAACCUUUUUUCCCUUAGAUUGCUUCUCCAUUGACCAAAGAGUGGUAUAGGUAGCAGCUCAGAUAACUCCUCUGAUGCACAAGCCUCCCAGUUAAACUUACUUUAGAGAUUUGGAUUAUUUUCUAGUAGUUCAUUGAAAAUGAGGACAGGAACUGCAAAGAAAAAUCAAGGCUAACCAGAUACAGUGGCUCAUGCCUGGAAUCCCAGCACUUUGGGAGACUGAGGCAGGUGGAUCGCUUGAGCCCAAGAGUUCAACACCAGCCUGGCCAACAUGGCAAAACCCUGUUUCUACAAAAAACAAACAAACAAACAAACAAAAAUUUCAAGGCUGACCAAAGCCAUGAGGGUGAUGGGACUUGUGAAAGGACCACAUGUAGAAGUUGAAGACAAGUAGCAGGUUCUUAAGAAGCAUCCAAAUUUGGAGGGUGCCUUAUAAUUAAAAUAGCAAGUGUGAUGUCAGUGCUUGUCCAAUGUACACCCCACACACACUCACAUUCACGUUGACUCAUCCAUAUACACUCCCUUUUCUCCUUUUUCCUCCCUCCCUCUCUAUGCUACCUUUCCCACUCCUGACCACAGGGAGCCAGGACUAACUGGAAGAAGCCUUCUAUUAAUAUAUUCUUCCUUGUGGCAAUUGCAACUCAGGCCCAGGAUGACAAAUGGUGUCUUAGGCCAUUGUUAACACAGGGAGGUAGCGACCAGUUGACGUGUGAUUUUUAAAUGCUCAGUGCAGAAUAAAUGAAAUGAUGCCAUUGUCUUAAUAAAGCUGGCAGAUAGAAUUGCCUUAUAAAAUUUAUAAAAAUAGCUAUAAAAUUUUAUUAUUGCAACUUAUGUUCUACCUGUAGGCAAAAAUCUAGCCUCCUUUCAAAAUGCGACCUCCUCACCUACCCCUGUCACUUCUGUGAACCAUACACUCCAACUACACACAAUCCAUUCCCAAACAUCCACUUUCAGGAUUCUGUAUGAUUGUGCAAACAAGUAUUUUUCUUUAACAAACACACAGCACUUAGUAUGUACCAGACACUUGUGGUAGAUUUUUUACUCUAGUAUUUUUGUUUGUUCAAAUAUAUUUGGUCAAAAUAUGUUCUGCCCCUCUCUACUGAAGCCCUCCCUAUAGGGCCUCUGCAUGCCCUGUUGACAUCAGGUUUUGUUGUUUGACUUACACUAGCCACUAAAAUAUGAACAGCAGUGACAAAUGCUUCAUCCAAGCAGAAGCUUGAAGAGCCACUGCCUGGUUCCACCAUUGCUCUGUCCCCUUUGCCAUGAGAAAAGCAGGGCCCGGAGAGGGGCAGCUCCUCAGACUCCAGAAUGAAGAAGUCAAAUGGAGCAGGGCUGUACCAACAUGUAGCAUGAACAGGAAAGAAAUCUUUGUUAUAAGCUACUGAAAUUUGAUAAUUUGUUACCACAGUAUAACUUAGAAAAAGCUGACUAAUAGUACUCUUUUCUAAGCACUUUACAAACAUUAUUUUAAUUAGCCCUCAUAAAAACCUGAGGAACUACGGAAUAUUCUCCCUAUUAUAGAUGAAGAAACUGAGGCACAGGGAAAUUAACUACAGUCAUGCACUGCGUAACAACGUUUUGAUCAACAACAGAGUGCGUAUUCAGUGGUGGCCCUGUGGAUUCUAAUGGAGCAUAGGUAGAAACCUGGUGUAUGGCACUCAGUGUUGGCACUGCAGAUCAAGUAGGGGAAAUGACUGAUAUUCAGUCAUGGUGCCAGAACACUUGAUUUUCUGUAUGAAAAAAUAUAUAUAAAUGAAAAUAUAUAUCCCAUCUAGGUUUGUGUAAGUACACUCUGUAAUGUUCACACGAUGACCAGAUCACAUAACACAUUUCUCAGAAUGUGUCCUUAUCAUUAAGCAACACAUGACUGUAAUUUGCCAAGAACACCAGGUAGCUGAAAAGUAGUGGAGACAGGAUUCAAAUGUAGGUAGCAUAACUUUAGUGUCUAUGCUCUUUUUUUUUUUUUUUUUUUUUUGAUACGGAGUCUCUCACUGUCACCCAGGCUGGAGUGCUGUGGCGCGAUCUUGGUUCACCGCAAGCUCCACCUCCCGGGUUCACACCAUUCUCCUGCCUCAGCCUCCCAAGUAGCUGGGACUACAGGCGCCUGUCACCAUGCCCAGCUAAUUUUUUUGUGUUUUUUGUAGAGACGGGGUUUCACCGUGUUAGGCAGGAUGGUCUUGAUCUCCUGACCUCGUGAUCCACCCGCCUCGGCCUCCCAAAUUGCUGGGAUUACAGACAUGAGCCACAGUGCCCGGCCUAUGUCUAUGCUCUUAAAAGAUAGCUUUGCAUAACCACAUGCAGUUUCUUCCAACUAUAUCCCCUAUUUCACUCACAUAUCCCUUCUUCUAGGAAGUCUUACUCAUUUAAGUCCUGGCCCAACCCUUUUCCUGAGUCAGUCCUGACUUUAUUUAUGAGAGCUCUCCUCUUAAAUUUUUAAGUGACAGUUUAUAAUUGUUGACUAUAGGUAUGGGGUUGUGCAGCGAAUCUCUGGAGCUUAUCGCUCUUGCUUAACUGAAACUUUAUGCCUGUUGAUUUUUAACUCUCCUUUUCCCUCUGCCCCCAGCCCCUAGCAACCACCAUUUUACUCUCUGAUUCUGUGAAAUUGACUAUCUUAUAUACCUCAUAUAAGUGGAAUCAUGCAGUAUUUGUCUUUCCGUGACUGGCUUGUUUCACUUAGCAUAUAGGUCCUCAUGUUUCAUCCAUGUUGUUGCAUAUUACAAAAUGCCCUUCUUUUUGAAGGGCUGAAUAGUAUUGCAUUGUAUGCAUGGACCACAUUUUCUUCAUCCCUUUGUCUGUUGAUGGGCACUUAGGUUGUUUCCCCAUGUUGGCUAUUGCAAAUAACAUGGUGAUGACAUGAGAGUGCCGAGACCUCUUUGAGAUCCUGAUUCAUUUCUUUUGGAUGUAUACCCAAUAGUGGGAUUGCUGGAUCAUAUUAGUUCUAUUUUUAAUUUUUUGAGGAACCUCCAUACUGUUUUCCAUAGUUGCAUCAUUUGCAUUUCUGCCAACUGUGCACAGGGGUUCCAGUUUUCCCCACAUCCUAACCAACACUUGUCUUUUGGUGUUUUUUGUUUUUUUAUAAUAGCCAUCCCAGCAGGUGUGAGGUGAUACCACAUUGUGGUUUUGAUUUGCAUUUCCCUGAUGAUUAGUGACAUUGAGCAUUUUUUCAUGUACCUAUUGGCCAUUUGUAUGUCUUCUUUGGAGAAAUGUCUGUUUAGGUCCUUAGCCCAUUUUUAAAACUAGGUUAUUAGUUUUUUGGUAUUGAAUUGUAGGAGAGUCCUUUUAGUUUAUAGGAAUUCUAUGUUAUUCUUCAUAAUCUUCAGUGCCUAGCACAAUGUCUACUUGAUACACAUUCUAAAAAUAAUUUUUUAGUUUAAAAACUUAAUAUUAUCAAAAAAUAAUUUCUGUACUAUAAAACAUUAUACUACAUGAUUGUCAGGAUGCUUACAAUGUGUACUGCCUUACUAGGUUCUUGAUGUGUUCUCUAUAGUGGUAGAAUACCUGGACUGCCUAUUUUAAAGAUAGGGAGGCUGAGUUUCAGGUUGCAUGAAUGAUGGGUGGUAGAACCAGGACAAAGGCCAGGUGUUCUGCUCCAGGCCCAGUGAGUCCAGCACCUUACACUGCACAUCUCAAGGCUCUCAUCCAUGUCUCUUCCAGCCACGAGAUGCACAGACACAGUUAUUCUUAAAGUUUCCCUUAGCCACACCACUAGGAUGAGGCCCCAUUCAUCAGCAAUGGAGACAUGAUUCUGGAGGGCAAUCUUGGGUAUGAAGAGGUUUUCAAAGUCCCCAGAGGCCCUGAAAAACACAAUCGACAACUUUUUGCAGCCUUCUGUGUGCUGACCAAUAGCCAAGGAAAAUUUUUUCUCAUUAGCAGACUCUAUUUUCUUCGUAAUAUGAAGAAUGUGGCCUAUAGCUAUGCUUUCUCUUCUAAAAUCAUCAAGAUAUUUAACUGGUCCUCUCUCCAUGCUUGGUUAAAAACUCAGCUUAAACCUCACCUUCAGCAAACUCACUGUCUUGUAUUUCUUGCAUUGUCAUACUCAAUCUGAAGUAAAGAAACAUUCAGAGAAAACUUAAAGGAUAAUUUAAAGUAUAUUAGGCUGGUAUAGUAGUGUUACUGAAUAAAGGAAAAAGAAGUAGAGAUAAGGAAGAGGUUGCCAAGAAACACCCGUACUUUUACAUUGUAGAGAUUACUGGUAGAUUAUCAUGUCCGUUGCAGGACAGAACAUUUUCCCAUGGGUCUUCACAUUGUCUUUUUAUCAGGAAAUUAAAAUUUUUUCAUCAGUUUUGAUUAUCUCUUUAAACUAUAUGUAGUUUUGGUUUUUGGUUUUUCUCUCUCUCUCUGUGUGUGUGUGUGUGUGUUUAAGUGUCCAGUGUUUGUCUUCGGGGACUGACUGUGUUGAUAUUUUCCUUCUGUCUUGAUGAUAGCCUCUGGGAAGGGACUAUGGUAAAAUUAACAUGUCGUUUUGAAUUUAUUUAUUAUUUAUAAACAACAGCAUAGGAUGUUAUCAAAGGUCUUCCAUGUUAGCUUAUAUUGAUAGCUGAGAACAUUUUCAAAGCAGCAGAAGUUUUUUGUUGUUAAAAGCUUGUUUUUGUUCUGCUAAAAUCCUACCUCUUAUAAAAUUUAAAAGAUUUAUGUAUCUAUUUGAGAUCUUUCUAGAUCUUCACAUUCUUUUUUAUUAAAAGAUUCUUUUUCCCUUUUUUUGUUUAUUAAGAUGUUAUUUACAUACAAUAGAACUCACCAAUUUUAAGUGUAUAGUUCGUUGAACUUUGGUAGUUAUAUACAGUCAUGUACUCACCACCAUAAUCAAUAUGGAAAGCAGUCUCCUGACCAUGAAUGGUGGCUUCAUGCCCCAUGCUCUUUCCCCACAUCCAGCUGCCAGCCGCAGGUAACCACUGAUCUUCAUGUAAUUAUAGUUUUGCCUUUGCUGGAAUUUCAUAUACUUAGUAUUGUAUAAUAUGAAGUAUUUUGUGUUUUACUUCUUUCACUUGAACAUGAAAAUUUCACCAAUUUUUAAAAUUAAUUUUUCAUUUAUUAUUGUAUUAAGUAACAAUUAAUAGAUUAAGUAUUAAUCUAUAGUAUGGAUGCACCAUACUUUGUUUAUCCAUUCACCAAUUGGUGGACAUUUGAGUUGCUUCCAGGUUUGGAUUAUUAUGAAUAAUGCUGCUGUGAACAUCUGUGUACACAUUUGUGUGUGGACAUAUGUUUUCCUUCUUUAGGAACGGAAUUGCUGGGUCAUAUGGUAAGUGUAUAUUUGACAUUAGGAAAUACUACCAUGUUAUUUUACAAAGUGGCUCUACCAUUUUGCAUUUCCACCAUCGAUGUUUGAAACUUCCAAAUUCUCUACACCCUUGUCAACACUUGGUAUUGUCAGUUGUUUUAGCUUUAGCCGCUCUAUUGGGUGUGUAGUGGUAUCUUGUGGUUUUAAUUUGCAUUUCUCUAAUGAUUAGUGAUGUUGAGCAUUUUUUUUCAUGUGCUUAGUGGUCAUUUUCAUAUCUUUUGUGAAAUAUCUGUUCAAAUCUUUUAUCCAUUUUGUUCAUUGGGCUAUUUAUCUUCUAACUGACUUAAAAUAAUUCUUUAUAUAUUCUAGAUAUAAGCUCUUUGUUGGACAUGUUUUAUGAAAAUUGUAUUCUAAUUUGUGGCUUGUCUGUUACCAAAAAGCAAAAUUUUAAAAUCUUGAUUAAUUCAUUGUUAACUGGUUUUUAAAAUAGUUUGUGCUUUUGAUGUUCUAUUUAAGAAAUCUUUGCUAAUCCAAUGUCACAAAGAUUUUCUCCUAUAUGUUCUUCAAGAAUUUAAUAGUUUCUGCUAUUACAUUUAGGUCUGUGAUCCAGUUUGAGUAUAAUUCUUUUGAGGUAAAGGGUAAGAUUUAUUCUUUUCCACACAGAUACUCAUUUGUUCCAUUACCAGUUAUUGAAAAGACCCUUUUCUCAUUGCAUGACCUUGGCACCAAAACUCAGUUGACCAGUAUAGGUUUAUUUCUUGACUCUUUUCUUUCCCAGUUAUCUAUAUGUCUGUCCUUACGCCAAUACCACACUGCACUGAUGACUACAGCUUUAUGAUGUCCGGUCUGUGCUACGACAGCAAAAUGUUCCAGGUGCAUCAGGUGCUCUGCAUCCCCAGCUGGAUGGCAAAAUUCUUUUCUUGGACACUUGAACCCAUCUUCUCUUCUUCAGAACCCACCAGCGAAGCCAGAAUUGGGAUGGGAGCCACGCUGGACAUCCAGAGACAGCAGAGAAUGGAGCUGCUGGACCGGCAGCUGAUGUUCUCUCAGUUUGCACAAGGGAGGCGACAGAGACAGCAGCAGGGAGGAAUGAUCAAUUGGAAUCGUCUUUUUCCUCCUUUACGUCAGCGACAAAACGUAAACUAUCAGGGCGGUCGGCAGUCUGAGCCAGCAGCGCCCCCUCUAGAAGUUUCUGAGGAACAGGUCGCCCGGCUCAUGGAGAUGGGAUUUUCCAGAGGUGAUGCUUUGGAAGCCCUGAGAGCUUCAAACAAUGACCUCAAUGUCGCCACCAACUUCCUGCUGCAGCACUGAUAGUCCCAGGCCAACACUGGGACCGGACCGGCAGCCGAGUGACAGUGCGUGGUCCCCACCAUCAGAUCAGCCCGGGGACCGAGCAUCUCUGGUGCUGAUGUUCUUGUGGGAAGAGGGAGGUUCCACCGCACCCCUGCCCUCAACCGCAAGACUGUUGCCGUUUUAGUGUGGAGAUAAGUUUGCCAUUACAUUAGCAUGUAUUUUCUAUCUAUAUUUUUUAUUGGGCAUUUUCCCUAGGUUGGAGAGUCAGCACUCGUUUUGAAUGUGUUUAAAAUGCAUUAAAAUGGAAGAUUUCUGCAGGCAGUUGAAUGGCACUCCAGAUGGGGAAUUGCUGUAACCCUCUUACUGUAACAUGUCAUCUCCUGCGUCGUGAUGGGGAGAGGGUAAUGUUACUUCACAAAGGACAUGUCAGAUCCUUCUUCAUGGACUUUUUUAGUUACUGUUUUUUCUCUCAAACUUGUUUUCGAAUCUCCUGGGAGUGAGGGAGAAACAGGGAGCUGAAUCCUCCCCCAAGCUGUUCCAGGCCAGAGGACUCUGCAGUACCUUCUCCUACAUCUAGUAACAAAGAAUGGUGAUAACCAUGCACUGGUUCAAGGUUCUGGAGUUCUCCAUGAAACUUGGGUUAAUUUUGCUCAGAGUAUCCAGAGUUAGCCACUAGGCUGCGGGUGAAAUGGGAUGGAGAAGAACAACAGCAGGCUUCCUGGAGCCACAUGGGCUGACUAGGGCACUCUGUGGCUGGCCUGGCAUGGGCUCAGCCCAGGAAGAGGAGAAACGAUCCCUUGCCUGCCCCUCCCUGUGGCAGGGCUAACUGCCUGGCCCUCCUGGCUCGCAGCCAGCCAGCCCCCUGGCAGCAGGUUCUCCUCAGGGCUUGGGUCUUCAACCUGUGGCGACAGGAGGCAGGGCAGACUGUGGAGGACAGGAUGCAGGUCAGGGAGAGGGAAGGCAGGGGUGGACCGCCAUGAGCAUGAAAAGACCCGAAGCAAGUUGACUCUUGCAAUGUGCAACUGUUAUGUUCUGCAAAAUGAGCAACGAUGUAUCAAAUUGAUGCAAAUUUAGAUGUUGAUACUUACAAUAAAGUUUUUAAUGUGUUUUACUCUUCAGUAUUUUUCUAUCAGACUUGUACAAAUAAAGCCUUGUUCCAGGCUAUACAUAUUUACCAGUCAACCAAA
Molecule: messenger RNA, 9539 nt
Organism: Homo sapiens (human)
Lineage: Eukaryota; Metazoa; Chordata; Mammalia; Primates; Hominidae
Gene: UBAC2
Product: UBA domain containing 2
Exons: 4
Coding region: 7846-8370 (174 amino acids)
Biological process (GO): negative regulation of canonical Wnt signaling pathway
Cellular component (GO): endoplasmic reticulum membrane
Source: RefSeq, a predicted model, not a curated record